CGGAGCCUGACCGGCUGGGCGGGCGCUGCGGCUGAGGUAAAGCCCCAAGCGCGGGGCGAGCGCGUGGCGUACCGGUGGGGCACCAUCGGGGCACCACUGGGCGCCUUUCCGGCCGCGCAUGGAGACGAUGCCUUGCCACAACCAGAGGGUAGGCUCGGCAGAUGCGCCCCGGCAGCAGCAGCAGCAGCAGCAGGCUGGGGCGACAGACCGGGACCAGGACUGCUCUGAGCAGGCGGUAACGGGGAGCGGCGUCGGCAGCGGCGUCGUUUCCCGGCAGCUCCGCUUCUCCGAGCCCGGCCCUGGCGGCGAUAGCCCCAGCCCGGAUAGCAGCAGCUGCUGCAGCGGGAGCGGCGGCGGCGGCUGCAGCUGCUCUGGCAGCAACGGGGGCGGCCCUGACACGGCCCCGUCGCCGACCCUCGACCUGCCGGUCACCGCCGCCCCUCGGCUCAAGCUCCUGCCCAUGAACGACCAGAUCCGGGAGCUACAGACCAUCAUCCGGGACAGGACAUCCAGCAGAGGGGACUUCGUAUUUUCUGCUGAUCGAUUGAUCAGGCUUGUGGUUGAAGAGGGGUUGAAUCAAUUGCCAUACACAGAAUGCACAGUAACCACUCCAACAGGGUACAAGUAUGAAGGGGUGAAAUUUGAAAAAGGAAAUUGUGGAGUCAGCAUAAUGAGAAGUGGAGAGGCUAUGGAACAGGGUUUGCGUGACUGUUGUAGAUCAAUCCGAAUAGGAAAGAUCCUGAUCCAGAGCGAUGAAGACACUCAGAGAGCCAAAGUGUACUAUGCAAAGUUUCCACCAGAUAUUUUCAGGAGAAAAGUUCUCCUCAUGUACCCAAUACUAAGUACUGGCAACACUGUGAUUGAGGCUGUAAAGGUUCUUAUAGAACAUGGAGUCCAGCCAAAUGUCAUAAUCCUGCUGAGUCUAUUCUCUACACCUCAUGGUGCCAAAUCAAUAAUCCAGGAAUUCCCAGAUAUCACAAUUCUAACGACAGAAGUUCAUCCUGUUGCCCCAACGCAUUUUGGACAGAAGUAUUUUGGAACAGACUGAAGUGCUUUAACCAGUGUGUGUUUUGUUACUGUAUGAUAUUAUACCAUUUUUCUACAUUUUAUAAUUUGAAGCAGAGGUAUUGCUGGGUGUAUUUAACAGCCUAUUUUUCUUUUGCCAAAGGUGAAAAUAACCUGGGCCAGUUUUUUUGUUUUUUUUUAAUUUAAAAGGGAAAAUACUUUAUCUUGUGUCCACUUGAGUUGAGGGCAGCAAUGAAGCACAUUGCGCUGCAACAGUCUUCCAAUGAUGCGCAUAUCCAGAUUGCUGCACUCAUGGUUCCUUUAUUUAUUCUUUUGUAGCCAGUUUAAGUGGCUGCUUGUAACUGCAAAAUAAAUUAACUGUGAAGACA
Podarcis muralis (Common wall lizard) is the source of this 1394-nucleotide messenger RNA. RefSeq names its product uracil phosphoribosyltransferase homolog (gene UPRT). NCBI's taxonomy places the organism in Eukaryota, Metazoa, Chordata, Lepidosauria, Squamata, Lacertidae. The record is from RefSeq and is a predicted model, not a curated record.